AUGAGUCCGGAGAACAAACUGCUUCCGAAGCGGAUCAUCCUUGUACGGCACGGAGAAUCGGAAGGGAAUCUCGACACGGCGGCGUACACAACGACGCCGGAUCACAAGAUCCAGUUAACCGAAUCCGGUUUGCUUCAGGCGCAGGAAGCCGGAGCUCGUCUCCACGCGUUGAUCUCUUCCAAUUCGUCUUCGCCAGAGUGGCGCGUCUACUUCUACGUUUCCCCGUACGAUCGGACGCGAUCUACGCUCCGGGAGAUCGGACGGUCCUUCUCGCGUCGCCGCGUGAUUGGCGUUCGCGAGGAAUGUCGAAUUAGGGAACAGGAUUUUGGGAAUUUCCAGGUUAAAGAGCGAAUGAGAGCGACGAAAAAGGUCAGAGAGCGAUUUGGCCGUUUUUUCUACCGCUUCCCGGAGGGAGAAUCCGCCGCCGACGUCUUCGAUCGCGUCUCCAGUUUUCUCGAGUCUCUGUGGAGAGACAUAGACAUGAACAGACUGCACAUAAACCCGUCUCAUGAGCUAAACUUUGUGAUAGUCUCACACGGCUUAACAUCGCGUGUGUUUCUGAUGAAAUGGUUCAAGUGGACUGUGGAACAGUUUGAGGCACUAAACAAUCCAGGGAACAGCGAGAUCAGAGUUAUGGAGUUAGGGCAAGGCGGUGAUUACAGCUUGGCGGUUCAUCACACAGACGAAGAGUUGGAGAGCUGGGGAUUGUCACCGGAGAUGAUUGCAGAUCAGAAAUGGCGUGUUAACUCGCAUAAAGGCGAGUGGAAAGACGAUUGUAAGUGGUACUUUGGUGAUUUCUUUGAUCAUAUGGCUGAUUCGGAUAAAGAAUGCGAGACUGAGGCCAUUCAAGAAGAAGAAGAAGAAGAUGAUGAAGAGGAUAAAGAAGUAAAUCUGCUAACGAAUACAGAAGAUAACAAUGAGGAAGAGUUGUGCAAUGGAAACAGCUGA
Messenger RNA from Microthlaspi erraticum, 948 nucleotides. The record is from the annotation of a GenBank genome assembly. NCBI's taxonomy places the organism in Eukaryota, Viridiplantae, Streptophyta, Magnoliopsida, Brassicales, Brassicaceae.